Molecule: messenger RNA, 2767 nt
Organism: Epinephelus moara (kelp grouper)
Lineage: Eukaryota; Metazoa; Chordata; Actinopteri; Perciformes; Serranidae
Product: suppressor of cytokine signaling 1-like
Exons: 4
Coding region: 1015-1752 (245 amino acids)
Biological process (GO): phosphatidylinositol phosphate biosynthetic process
Cellular component (GO): phosphatidylinositol 3-kinase complex
Molecular function (GO): 1-phosphatidylinositol-3-kinase regulator activity
Source: RefSeq, a predicted model, not a curated record
AAUCGUUUAAACCAUGCAAGAGCUAAAACACAUCAAGCUGCGUGCAACAGUAUUUAACCUCACACAGACAUUUGCUUGUCAAGAAAUUGCUCAAUUUGGUGUCACAGUUUGUUUAUUUUUUUCAGUGUGUGUUGUCUUCCCGAGAAGCAUUUAGGUAAUAAUUAGGCCUAGAUUCAUUAGAAGUCAGUUAUUGAUGGUACACUGUGUUUGACACGCUGUACACGUUCCUGUCAUUGAAUGUUUCACAUUCAUUUUGACUGUAAGGAGUGCUUUGCAUAGUUCUGCCAUUACUGAGCAUGCAGCAGGUUAAUUGCAAGGACACCCUGUAGGCUACACGUGCACAUUCACUGCAUCUUAAUUGUGCAAUUAUUUGUGCAUUUUUGGGUCAAAGAAGAGGGAAAGUGUUGCAAAAAAAGGCCACACACACACAAAAAUGCACACACACUGCCGGCACAUCACGUGAUUUAAAAUAAUUGGCGGGUCGAAACGAAAGCAAACUGCAUGAGUGAAAGCGAAAGUAACACCCGGAGCACCUGAAUGUGUCUUUAUGUGAGUGAGUGUGUGUGUGUGUGUCUUAGUGAACGGAUCCCUCGCGGUUAUUGUUGCCACAGCCGAACAUACAAUCAGGCUGUUUUAAAACGAGCGGACCCGUCUUCAUCAUAAUACAACCUGUAACCGAAAGUAAGAUGUUUCUUGUGCGUGAGAGCUGCGAGCUGCGGCGGGGAAGAAGCUAAGAGAAGCUGCGACUGACAGUUACUACAACUCAUCUGAUUGUUCAGCGACAGUCCUUCAAGGACAGAUGACAGAGCCUAUCCAGCCUCUGCUCUUCUCCACAAGUUUCUGAUGAUGCUGAUAAAUAUCGAUUAAAGUCUCAAGCUGUUGUUUAAAGCAACAUGGAAAGAGGACAGGGUGUCAGAUGAGCGACCAGGAAGGAGUGAGUGAUGGAGGAUCUGCCUGUGAAAAGUGGAGGAACUGGUGCAGCAGGCAGUCAAGACGGGGAUUCUCCUUUGUAGGAUGGUCAGAGACAAUCUUGAUAGAACAGUAGUACAGAGCAGAAAACAGAACCACACAGCUGACUCACAGAACCAAAGUCAACCCCCCGAGGAACCCGUGGGACCAAAGCGAGCACAGAGCCCAGAGAGAGUUCAACCAGAGAGCCAAGAGGAGACAGACAGGCAGCUAGAUCUACUGUGCUGGAAAAAACUGAACUUACAGGAAGAUCCUGAAACCUGGUGCCAGCUAUUCAGUGGAGCCGAUGCUGAGAGCUUGCCCACACACCUCCGUCCAUUCAGCAGUGCAGCAGAGUACAAACUAGUGAAACGCACGUACCAGCAGCUGCAACACAGUGGUUACUACUGGGGAUCGAUGACCAUGGAGGAGGCACAUGAAAUACUCACACAGGAACCACUUGGCACCUUCCUCAUCAGAGACAGCGGCCAGCCGGAUGUUUUCUUCACGCUGAGUUACCAAAGUGACGAAGGCCCGACAAGUGUUCGUGUCCAGCUGAACAACCUGCUCUUCAGUCUGUAUGGCAGCCACAGGACUUUUGCUUCACUCUUCGCUCUGCUCACGUAUUACACCAGCUCAUCCUGUAAGCUGGCGGUGCCCUAUCGCAAGCAGCGUCCGGAGCGCCUGAAGCAGAUGUGCAGGAGGGCUCUAAUACACGCACACGGAGCAGAGAACAUAAGCACCUUACCUGGACUCAGCACUCAAGUUAAAGACUAUGUUCAUGCGUAUCCUUGUUGUAUAUAGACACGUGUGGGCAGAGUGCCUGUCAAUGUAUCAAGAUGUUGUUUUUGUUGUAAGUUAAGCAAAUAUUCUGUAUUUGUGUUAUUUACACACGAUCUGCAAGUUGUUCGAUGGUUGUUUGCACACAUUAUCACAAUGUUUUACAGUGUUUAUGGUACAUAUUAUCAUUUUUUUAAAUUAAUAACAGAUUCUGUGUAACUGCUGCACCACUCCUCCAUCAUAAAUAUCAGUCGUAACGUCCAUGAAGAUGUAACAUUUGCUGCUGUUUAAAGCUGCAUUUAUUGAUGUUUGGCCACCAGGGGGCAAAUAAAAACAUCAAAACAUGCUGACAUAUCACCACUUUGUCAUAUGCCUGUGAGACCUGAGUGUUUUUUGGUGUGCAUUUUUAAUUUCUCCUAGCUAUUUUGGAUUAGUGCAACCUGACAAGUAGAAAAAAAAUCUAGCUUUUGUCUUUGAUCUGAAAAUAGUUUUAGAGAAAAAAAAGAUGUGACCAGUUGUCCCCAUUUAAGAAACUGAAUGUGGGGACAGUGGAUUUAUUCUUAAUCAUCACAGUGUGGAAUGAAGUGUAAAACUAUUUAUUUAAGUGCCUGAAUAUUGCUGUGCAAAAACAAAAAUAACAAGCAAUGUAGUAUAUCUGAAAGCCUUUUGAAGUGCUCGUUUUGUAGCUCUGUACGAAUUUCCUGUGCUCCAUACUCCAAUCUAGGAAUGUCUUUUAAGUACUUUUUAAUUUACAGCAUUGUGGCUUGUUGUUAAAAUUGGUCAAAUUUGUGUAACAAAUGUUACAAAGCACAAUAAACAAGUGAAAGGGACACUUUGCUGAUUUUCAACCAGCUCUGUUACCAUAACAGUGUGGGUAGUUUGUGUAAAUGAACUGUGGUAAACUUCCCUCCAUUUUACCAGUGCCCAGAUCUCCCUGCUCAUCUCUCAGCUCAAACUUUUCACUGGCUCUAACUCAAACUACAAAUUGUACUUCUUCAUUUUUGUAGACCCCACACCACAUACACAGAGUAUACAAGCG